AUGGAUUCGGAUUCAGUCUCACCCAUGCCUGGUGUACGUAAUGUUAUUGAUUCAGUUUAUCAUAAAUCCGGUAAUGGUCUACGUGAUUUUUAUAAAGGUUAUUUAAUUACAUUAGUAAUUAAUGUACCAUUUUCGUCGAUUAUAUGGACAUUGUAUUGGUGUAUACAACAUCAUUUAGAAAUAAUAUUAACACGAAAAUAUGGUUACAUAACGUCGCCUCUAUCCAUUAAGAAGAUUUAA
Didymodactylos carnosus is the source of this 240-nucleotide messenger RNA. NCBI's taxonomy places the organism in Eukaryota, Metazoa, Rotifera, Eurotatoria, Philodinida, Philodinidae. The record is from the annotation of a GenBank genome assembly.